This is a messenger RNA of Culicoides brevitarsis, 1703 nucleotides long. RefSeq lists its product as uncharacterized. Gene Ontology annotation, cellular component: chromosome. Gene Ontology annotation, molecular function: chromatin insulator sequence binding. The record is from RefSeq and is a predicted model, not a curated record. Bases 77 to 1480 code for a protein of 467 amino acids. NCBI's taxonomy places the organism in Eukaryota, Metazoa, Arthropoda, Insecta, Diptera, Ceratopogonidae. The transcript has a single exon. Gene Ontology annotation, biological process: regulation of transcription by RNA polymerase II.
AUAUCGUUAAACGGAAAAAAACAACUUUCAGCGGUUAGCUAAAUUUUCAUCAAUUUGACGACAAAAACGUCAAAAUAUGUCUGAAAAAGUGUUAAAAUGUGUAGCAAAGCCUACAAAUUUGCGUGUAGUCAAAUCAGAUCUCAACUUAUUGAAUAACAGCUCGUGCGGAAACGAAAACGAUUUAUUACUGAAGAGCGGAAUAAAAAACAUAAUCUCGCCAAUAAAUAAUCUUCGAGGAAAGUUAUCUCAUGGAAAAGCCUUUGAAAUGUUGAACAACUCUCUAAUAGACGUUGACUUGGGAGUAUCUGUGAUGAAAAAUGAUUCGCAACUCGACGUGAGUCAAUUAGCAGAUUGCAUUGUAUCGAAUGCUAUUCACAUUCCGAGAUGUUUGUAUUGCCCCUUUUGUGCUGUCGAAUACAUGUUUGAAUUCAGUUUAAAAGACCAUCUAAAGAAAGUGCACAUGAACGAAAUAAUGGAGAUUGCAUCGAAGAAAAAAUCUGUUACUGAUAUUUACGAUAUUCAUACUUGUCCGUAUUGUACAGCUGUUUUCUAUCAUUUUGUCUUAAUACCCGUGCAUUUGGCGCAACAUCACAGUCCAGGUGUUCUACAAAAAUGGCAAGAAUCCGAAGGAAAUAUGACAGAAUGGAAAAGCCGCAAAAACGAAUGCCCGAGUGUCGAGUUAAUAGCUUGUUCUCCCGGAAUGAGUGAUCUUUUGAAGAGUUUAGAUAUCAGCGGUAAAGAGGGAAAGAAAGAACAACAAACACAGCCACAGCUCAAAUCUAUCUUAAAACGAAAGACAAAUAUGUCAGGUCGAAUUAUUUUUUCGCCAUCAAGUGCUUCUUUACGUCGUAUAGGAGACGAUCAUUCAAAACGAAAUAUGUCAGCAAGGCGUGAAUUGCGGUUUGAUUUACCUGCAAACGUUGAGCAUAAUUAUACACUUGAGCCAAGUGAUCCUCUUUAUAGACUUCGCGAGAGCCCAACACCAAAGAAACGACAAUGGAAAAAACUCUUUUCUUCAUCUUCAAGUACGCCAAUGAACAAGAACCAAAAGUCUCAUAGAAUACAGAAAAAGAAUUCAAAGAACUCAUCUUCGAUGAUCACGAGCACUCCCAUCAGUUUUCUUGAUGCGACAGAUUUUGUUCCAUUGCAAUCAUUAAAAUUAAAAGAAACAAAGAAGAAAAAUCGAUUUUGGCAACGAAUUUUUCGAAAAAAAGUCGUUGUUGACCAUCCAUCGAAAGACACGUCGUUUCUGCCGUCAUUUUAUGCAUCAGAAAAAUAUAAAUGUGCAGUUUGCAAGUCAAAGUUUGAGGAUAAUGCUGAGCUUAGAUGUCAUUUGAGAGAAAAGCAUUGGAGAGUAUUAGCUCCAUUUCGUGCACAAUACGAAUGCGGACAGUGCCUAAAGACGUUUUAUAGAAAUAAUCGGUUAAUUUAUCACUGUCAUUAUCAUCACACACCGCAAAAACACAGAUCAAGUUUAUAAAUGCAAACGUUGAAUUAGAAUGUAACAAAAAAACCAACUUUAUUUACUCAACAUUUAAUUUAUUGAUACUAACGAACUUUUUUGGUAAUCAAAAUUUUGGGUUAUUAAAAAUUUGCAUCAUAAUACUUCUAUUUAUGAGUUAAAUGCAUUAGAAGUAUUUUUUUGGCUAAAUAAGACGAACUUUACAAGUUUCAACCAUUAUCAGUAUUUUAACUUUAAUAAC